UACGUUUUAGUGUGUUUUGAGGUCAGUUUCUCGUUGCCUGUGGACCGAAGGACCAUGAUACAAAAAUAACUUACAGAAUCCAAGUUUCAUCGAACUCACUGUCACGUAAACUAUUUAUUGAACCCAUUCCGCUCUUCCCCAUAACAUUUAAAAAACAAUUUUCAACAUGUCGCUAAGCUGUCGACUACUUUGUGGGUUCUUUUUGAGUGUGAUCGGAUGGAUUGGAAUUAUAAUUGCGACCUCUACAAAUGACUGGGUGGUGACAUGCCAGUAUGGAAUACAGACCUGCAGAAAGUUGGACAAGUUGGAGUCUAAAGGCUUAUGGGCAGAAUGCGUUAUUUCUGCAUCUCUUUACCACUGUGAAUCCUUGAAUCAGAUUCUUACGCUGCCUGCGUAUAUUCAGAUUUCUCGCGCUCUGAUGAUCUCUGCCUCCCUCCUUGGCCUCCCGUGUAUGAUGCUCGUGCUGUUGGCGAUGCCGUGCGUCAAGCUCAACCACGAGACAGAAAGCACCAAGCGCAGGCGCGCCAUCACGGGAGGGGUCCUAAUACUCUUGAUGUCUGUAUGUGGAAUGGUGUCUACUGUGUGGUUUCCAGUCGGAAUUCAUCACGAGGACGGCUUGAUGUCAUUUGGGUUCUCCCUGUAUGCUGGCUGGUUGGGUUCUGCCCUUUGUCUCCUGGGGGGUUCUCUUGUGAUGUGCUGCUCAGGGGAGGACGCUGCAGCCCGGCACCAUGAGAACCGCUUCUACUACUCCAAACAGAGCGGCCUGAGCAACUCCAUCCAGGCCUCGAACAGCCAUGCCAAAAGCGCCCACGUCUGAGAGCAGAGACACAGGCUGGAACAGACUUCAAACAGAUUCACAGAUUCACGUCUGAAGGCAGGGAAUGUUCUGUCACUCCCUCUACCUUUCACACUUGCAUACACAGGCAUAUGUUCACACACACACACACACACACACACACACACACACACACACACACACACACAGAAGGAAAGCAUGUGCGAUUUUCCAUAGCCGUGGUUUCACUGCAACCACCUGAACACCUAGAAAACCCAUUUUACCUUUUUAUUCCACUCUGGACGCGUUCAACCAUCAGUGUCCUCUAUAAUGCUUCUUUCUAAUCUUUUUAUAAGCUUUUUACUAUGUUCAUCUUUUGAUUGUAUUCAUUUACGAUAGUCCUACAAAGUUUGUUUUAUGUGUAUCGCAGACUGCCCUUGUAAGAAGAUGUUAGUCAUGGGAUUUUAUUUGUUCUACCUGGUCAUAUGACAGAGAGAUAGUCAAACUGCAGGCAGGCAGGAAGCUGGAGGUGCUAGGAGGCCAGUUGUCUUCUCUCUGUUUUUUCCUGCAAAGCUCUUCCCUCCAUCCUGCUCAGGAUCCCUCAGGAAAUCUGUGAACCCAAAGAGAAAAUAUUCAUUAGUUAAACCAAUUAAUGCCUCAUUCUCUCGCAUGUGGUCUGUUAACUCAGUUAUGUCUGUCACAUUUAAUGAAUUCUUGAUGUUCAUGCUGGACAAUAUUCAAAAGAGCGUAGAGAGUAAUGCACUGUUUGGGAUCAAUUCUAACCAAAUUAGGUCUGAACUGGCUGCAGGACUAAUAGCAGGACUAAUAUCUAUUUUGUUUACCCAUGCUAAAAAAAUGAAUACAUCCCAUAGGGCAUGCAUUCACCACACACACACACACACACACACACAGAGAAUAGCGUAAAGUGAGCAUAAAUUGUAGAAUGAAUAAAUAAAGUAAAUAAAAAUAAUAAUUUUAAUUAAUUUGAAAUAUGCAUUGUUCAACAAAAUCACUCUGGAUCUAAGUAUAUUUACACACUUUUUAUUUUGAGACAAAAGUUAUACGCAUAGCUGAAUCUAAAACAGGAACAAAGACAUACAGAUUCGAACAGCUGGGGGAGGGAACCACAGCAGUAAAAUAUUCUGCAAACCACAAUAUAAAUAACAUGAUAUUAAUGUUGUGGAAUAUUUUGAAAAGGUUUUGUAUUAUUUGUUCAGCCAUGCCAGUCAUAUUUCUGUACACUGACCUCUUAAAACAAGACAGCCGCAUGAAUGUUGUUAUGAAGUACAGGCAUCUUUAGAAAAGAUAAACUUGCAUUGCUUUUUCUUUUCAUAUAAAAUAAGGAAAAACAAAA
Molecule: messenger RNA, 2129 nt
Organism: Electrophorus electricus (electric eel)
Lineage: Eukaryota; Metazoa; Chordata; Actinopteri; Gymnotiformes; Gymnotidae
Gene: cldn11b
Product: claudin 11b
Cellular component (GO): bicellular tight junction; membrane
Molecular function (GO): structural molecule activity
Source: RefSeq, a predicted model, not a curated record